Caenorhabditis elegans is the source of this 331-nucleotide messenger RNA. The record is from the annotation of a RefSeq genome assembly. Lineage: Eukaryota; Metazoa; Nematoda; Chromadorea; Rhabditida; Rhabditidae.
UCACCGCUCUAAGCGUCUGCACAAGCUGCGUUCUUCAUCGAUACUCGCGAAAGCACUAUCUUUGCGCAUCUGAUAUCUGAAGGAAUUCGUAUAAACGUUGUUCCGCCUGGAUUUGUUUCUACUUGUUUUUCAACUGUUGCUCGCGGAUUAACAUCGGAUGAAUCUACUAAAUUCUACGAAACAAUGGGCUCCCAACCACAUUGUAUUGUGCUCAACCAGAACAUAAUGCUUCAGUAAUUGCCUUCCUUGCUAACCGAAAAGCAUCAGAGUAUGUUGUUGGUCAAACAAUCACCGCUGAUGGAGGAUCGACUCUUGUUAUGGGAUUUCAUUG